CUCCAAAUCCGAUCAAACAAUUUGACUUCCAACUUCCCUGGUUCUUACACGCAAGAUCCAUCUCUUUCCACUUCCGAACAUUCUAGGCAUACAGAAGUUCUGAGAAAGAGGAAAUGGCUUCCAGAGGACUUGAGAUGGGCCUAAUCCUAGUCCUGAUGGGAAUGCUAUGGGCUAAAGCCGACGCCCAAAGCUGCACCACGGCACUUACCAGCUUAUCCCCAUGCCUAAACUACAUUACUGGAAAUUCAUCCACCCCAUCGCCUACAUGCUGCUCACAGCUGAAGAGCGUCGUUCAAUCAUCACCACAGUGUCUUUGCUCUGCGCUUAACAGUGGCGCUUCAUUGGGAAUUAGUAUAAACCAGACUCUUGCUCUGCAACUCCCUGGUGCUUGUCAGGUGCAAACUCCACCAAUUAGCCAGUGCAAUGCUGGAACGCCUUCAACUCCAGCAGCUCCACCAGCAGCGUCUCCAACUGGUUCACCAUCAGAUUCUUCUGAUGAGACACCCGAGGGUGCCAUUACUCCUUCAGCGUCAGACGUUCCUUCUGGAACAGGAUCUAAAUCUGUCCCAUCAGUUGACGGGGGAUCAUCCGAUGCAAGCACAGCAAAAGCUUCCCUUCGUUUGAUUCUCGUCCUUCUCUUCAUUGCAACCGUCACCAAAUACUGAGUUAGUCAGGGUCCUCUAUAGGGAAUUGUUGCGUGUUUUUUGUAGCUUUGAUGAUGAUUCUUUAUCCCAUAGUUUCGUGAUAUGAUUCUUGUUUCCAAUGAUACGAGUGUUGUUGUACUGCUUUGUUUGAGUUGUUUAAUAGGAAAUUAUCCAUGGACUUUCUUAGUUUCCUUUAUUAUUCUAUUGGUCAAAUUCUGAAUUUAGUCUCUGUAUCAUAUUAAAACUGUAACUUAAUCCUUUUAUUAUUAUUUGCACAAA
Molecule: messenger RNA, 923 nt
Organism: Theobroma cacao (cacao)
Lineage: Eukaryota; Viridiplantae; Streptophyta; Magnoliopsida; Malvales; Malvaceae
Product: non-specific lipid transfer protein GPI-anchored 15-like
Biological process (GO): lipid transport
Molecular function (GO): lipid binding
Source: RefSeq, a predicted model, not a curated record